AUGCUCAGAUUAUCCUCAAACUCCUCAGAUUAUCCUCAGACUACUCCUCAAACUCCUCAGUCUAAUCCUCAGACUCCUCCUCAGACUACUCCUCAAAUUCCUCAGAUUAUCCUCAAACUCCUCAGUCUAAUCCUCAGACUCCUCCUCAGACUACUCCUCAAACUCCUCAGAUUAUCCUCAAACUCCUCCUCAGAUUAUCCUCAGACAACUCCUGAAACUACUCAUCAGACAACUCCUCAGACUACUCCUCAAACUCCUCAGACUACUCCUCAAAUUCCUCAGAUUAUCCUCAAACUCCUCCUCAGAUUAUCCUCAAACUCCUCAGACUACUCCUCAAACUCCUCAGAUUAUCCUCAAACUCCUCAGACUACUCCUCAAAUUCCUCAGAUUAUCCUCAAACUCCUCCUCAGAUUAUCCUCAGACAACUCCUGA
This is a messenger RNA of Trichomonas vaginalis G3, 432 nucleotides long. RefSeq lists its product as uncharacterized. The coding region runs from base 1 to 432 and encodes 143 amino acids. The transcript has a single exon. Lineage: Eukaryota; Parabasalia; Trichomonadida; Trichomonadidae. The record is from RefSeq and is a predicted model, not a curated record.